Molecule: messenger RNA, 822 nt
Organism: Aspergillus niger
Lineage: Eukaryota; Fungi; Ascomycota; Eurotiomycetes; Eurotiales; Aspergillaceae
Exons: 2
Coding region: 1-822 (273 amino acids)
Biological process (GO): pentose-phosphate shunt, non-oxidative branch; D-ribose metabolic process
Cellular component (GO): intracellular membrane-bounded organelle
Molecular function (GO): ribose-5-phosphate isomerase activity
Source: RefSeq, a predicted model, not a curated record
AUGGCCAGCGUCGUCGAAGCCGCAAAGCGCGCAGCCGGUAAGGCUGCCGUCGAGAAUCACUACCCCAAGGACGCCAAAUACGUCGGCAUUGGCAGUGGUUCGACCAUUGUCUAUGUGGUCGAGGCCAUCAAGGAGUCCGGAGUAGACACCUCCGCCACCAAAUACGUCCCCACUGGCUUCCAGUCCAAGCAGCUGAUUGUCAACGCUGGUCUGACCGCAGUGGACUUCGAUGCCCUCCCCGAAGGCACGGUUCUGGAUGUUGCCUUCGAUGGUGCCGACGAGGUCGACGACGAGCUGAACCUGAUCAAGGGUGGUGGUGCUUGUCUCUUCCAGGAGAAGAUCGUGGCUCUUCAGGCCAAGGAGUUCAUUUGUGUGGCUGACUCCCGCAAGCUCCAGUCCCGCCUCCUCACUGGUUGGAAGUACAUCCCCAUCGAAGUCGCUCCUAUUGCGGCCCGUCGCGUUCUCGGUGCUCUGAAAGAGAUUGGCAGCAUUGAUCCCGCUGUCCGCGUCAACUCUGAUGCCAAGCAAGGCCCAUUGAAGACCGACCAGGCCUUCUUCAUCAUCGACGCUCCCUUCAAGACUCUGCUGACCCAGGCAGACGUGGCUGCCGGAAAGGACGGCAGUGGCAAGGACGGCGUGUGGGAGGUUCACGCCCUCUCUCAGGCGAUCAAGCAGAUUCCCGGUGUUCUCGACGUGGGUAUCUUCUCUGGCAUGACCGGCCCUCAGGCGCAGGCGCUCGGUGGUGUCGGAGGCCAGAAGCCUAUUGCUGCCUACUUCGGUAUGCCUGACGGUUCGGUGUCCGUCAGAAAGGCAGCUGCUUAA